UUUUUGCAACUUGGGUUGUGACUUUUUUUCAAACCCCAACUUGUCCUAUUUGUAGCAAAGCUGUUGUUGAGAUGGGACCAAAUUGACCCAUCUGUGUACCUCUUUGUGGGUUUUCAGGAUAACCCAUCAAUGUCAUUUAUGAAUUUUUUUGGGUUCAAUUUUACCCCUUGAAUUGAAAUUUCUCAAUAAAUUUUAGGGAUUUUUGUUAACCCUUAAUUUAUCUUCUUAGGGUUAUUUUUAUCUGCCUUUAUUAGGUUAAUUGAUUAAAGUUUGGAUUUUUAAUUUGGGUGGAAUUAAGUUAGGUCUUUUAAAUGCAAUUAUAUAAAAUUUUUGUGGUUUUACUUUUGAAAUUUCAAAAAAAAGUUGGUGGGUGAGAUUCUAUUUUACUGUCACACUCAGAUUUAGGUUUUACUUGACUGUGAAUGUUAUAUGUUAGGUGGUGUGGAAGAAAUCUUUUUUCUUAUGAUGGUUGGUUAAUGUGUCAGAAACUUGAUAAUGCUUGUGACAUUUUUUGCAUCCAAUGUUAUUUAUUUACUUUACAUCUUUUUAGUGAUGAAAAUUUUCAUUCUGUCUUUUUAAGUGGAGAGAUUAUUUGCUAAUUAAUUUCAUAUCUAAUUGAUAACACCAUUUUCUUAUUGCUACUGAAUGAAAAAUUUACCUUUUUGAGUAGCUUCAUUGCAUUUUGAAGAGGUUGGUUUUCUUGACUUGGUUGUUGGAUAAAAAUUGUUGAGAGUUCAAGUUUGGAUUCACGGUGAGAAUGGCAAAAUUACGGUGAACUAUAAUUUUGACAAAAACUACACUUUAGAGGUUCAACAAAAUAACUAUAUCACCAUGAUUUUGCCAAACUCAUGGUUCAUCCAAACAUAUGCGUUGUUUACUUUUAUGAGAUUUUAACCUUAGGAGUUUUUUUUUCUUGUCUUUCAAUUUACGAAUUACAUUCUAUUAUAUAUAAGUGCAUGUUUGAAUUGACGUAAAUUUGGCAAAAGCUAGGUGACAAUCUCCGUGAUUUUAUUGAAGUUUCAAAGUAUAACUUUUGUUGAAAUCACGACGAUGCGCCGUGAUUCCAUGAAUGAUUGGUUUUGUUCAGUGAAAAUGAGCUUUAAAGGUCGUUUACUCUUGUAGGUGAAAGUUUAGUGGGCCUGAACUGUUAAAACUGUUCUUAUCAAGUAGUACUAUGGUAAACUAAAUUUUGUUUUUUUAUUGAAUUGGAAUUUGCAAUUUGAAUGCUCUCUUUAUCCAUUAUAAUCAGACUGGUUUUUCUCCUUUGUUUGUUUCUGAAAGGUCUUUUUCUUUUAUUAGAAAAAUCCUAGCUUGGUAAUAACCAUUCCAUAAUUUGACAGUGAAAACUUCACAACGAUAAUUUCUAAGUUUUCACUUCCCUUUAAAGUGUCAUCAACUAUUGCAUUUUUUUUUGUCAGAGACUCUGGAUAUUUCUCAUGUUCUAACUGAACUUUAUUGCCUUUUCAUUCAUCAAUAGGUCAGGAAUUCACAAGUGUCCACCUUUUUUGAUUUCUGAAGCGAACCCUUCUUUGAAUAUUUCACAUCCCUCAGAGGUUUCUUGGUUUUCAUUGGUAUUAAACUCUGUUCAACUUUCUGUCAUUUUUUCUCUCUUUUUCAGCUUAUAGUACAAUAAAUCGUCUCCCAUAGUUUUGCAUACCACCAAAGUUAAUACUAGUGGCAGCCACCAAAGGAAUAAUCUAGAUCCAGAAUUCUCAUUUUGUGGUGUGGAAUUUCAUAUGGGUUUAACCUAGAUUUAGAGCAAUUAGGUCUUGAAACUAGAACCCUUUUUUUCUCUUCUUCAAAGUAAAAAUCUUUACUUGAUUCAAACAAACAAGACUAUGACUGUGGAUGAAGUGGAGAGUAUCUCUGAGUGGAGCAGGGAGCAAGAUAAAGCAUUUGAAAAUGCCUUGGCAACUUAUCCCGAGGAUGCUUCAGAUCGAUGGGAGAAGAUUGCGGCUGAUGUACCAGGGAAGACUAUGGAGGAAAUUAAACAGCAUUAUGAGUUCUUGGUUGAUGAUGUUAACCAGAUUGAAGCUGGUUGUGUGCCUAUACCGUCUUAUAAUUCUUCCUCGGAGGGAUCAACGAGUCAUGCUAGUGAUGAAGGAGUUGGGAAGAAAGGUGGCCUUAAUGGUAACAAUAAUAGUGAGUCUAAUCAUGGAACUAAGGCUUCAAGAUCGGAUCAAGAACGACGAAAGGGAAUUGCUUGGACUGAGGAUGAACACAGGUUAUUUCUUCUGGGUCUGGACAAGUAUGGAAAAGGCGAUUGGCGAAGUAUAUCAAGAAACUUUGUGGUGACUCGAACACCAACACAAGUAGCAAGCCAUGCACAAAAAUACUUCAUUCGGUUGAACUCGAUGAAUAAAGAUAGAAGGCGAUCAAGCAUACAUGAUAUUACGAGCGUAAACAAUGGAGACGUUUCAACACCUCAAGGACCGAUGACCGGUCAAACAAACGGUUCCGCCGGAAAUUCGGCUGGCAAAUCAAUCAAACAAGUCCCUACAUCCACAACUGGCGUACCAGGUGCAGGAAUUUACGCUGCCCCUACCAUUGGACAACCUAUAGGAGGACCUUUAGUAUCUGCUGUUGGCACCCCCGUGAAUCUUUCCGGACCUCCACACAUGGCGUAUGGUAUUCGAGCUCCGGUUCCCGGUACCGUUGUACCAGGUGCACCAAUGAACAUGGUCCCUAUGUCAUACCCUAUGCCCCAUACUUCUGCUCCUCACAGGUGAAGUGAGACUCAGAUUCUCUGCGGUAAAAAUAUCAUGCAGUUACAUGCUGUGAUCAAUCUCAACCAUUGUUUGAGAUCGGACAAUCAAGAUCUAUAACUGCGUGACACAGUUUAAACAGAGAAUCUAUUUUCGGCAAAGUGAGGGUUUAGAGAGGCCUGAUGUACAAAAAAAUAGAAGACUAGAUGGGUUAUGCAGUUAUAAUGUAAUUCUUUUGCUAGACAAAAUUUGCUUUUUUAUUUAUAUGCAUGCAUGCAUGAGUUUUAUUUUAUUCUUAUUUAGUCAUUUCAAAAAUAAAACCAUACUAGAAUUGAUUGAAUGUAUGUUUGAGUAUAGGUUGCCAUGAAAUGUGACAGAGGAAGCAUAAGAGUAAGGUUUUGUGGACAUUUGAAUUGCUAUUUUUGUUGAACAGUGUUGCAGAGGAAGGUUAUAUGGAUUUAAACUGUAAAUUAUUGUUGUAUAAUCUUGGUUUUUGUAAGAUUAUAUAGUUAUUAGUCGACCGACUCCGCCGUUUUGGAUA
Molecule: messenger RNA, 3246 nt
Organism: Cicer arietinum (chickpea)
Lineage: Eukaryota; Viridiplantae; Streptophyta; Magnoliopsida; Fabales; Fabaceae
Source: RefSeq, a predicted model, not a curated record